Messenger RNA from Melanaphis sacchari, 847 nucleotides. RefSeq lists its product as uncharacterized. The transcript is spliced from 6 exons. NCBI's taxonomy places the organism in Eukaryota, Metazoa, Arthropoda, Insecta, Hemiptera, Aphididae. The coding region runs from base 77 to 847 and encodes 256 amino acids. The record is from RefSeq and is a predicted model, not a curated record.
AAGGCAAUUAAUUACCGAAGCUAUAUAACACAAGAUGUUUGAAAUGAAUUAAAUUUAAAUUAUAUUUUUUGUCAUAAUGAAUAGAAAAAAAGUUGUAACAGGUGUCUCAGAAGAUGAAUUUGGUGUUAAUGAUCCGAUAGAAGUGACAGAUAGUUCUGACGAUGAAUGGAUUCCAACUACUUCCAAUACUCUAGGUAAACGAACACAUCCAACCAAAAAUAAACCCGAUAUUAAAAAAAAUCCGAAGAUUUUGGAGGAUAAAGAUAAAGUAGAAAUUUUAACUAAAAAAGAAAAAGAAACAAAACCUAGAAUACCCCUACCACCAUUGAUACCAAUAUCAGUUAGAGGUUUGGAAAGAGCGACUAAAAUAGAAGUUAAAAAAGAAAAAUUAGAGUCUGAAGAUGAUGAAGAUGAAGACUUAGGAGAAGAAGAGGAACAUUUUUAUAAAGAUAAACCAGAUUUGAACGCAUUCGUUGUACUCAAAGUUGAUAUGAUUUGUGAAGAGAACCCACUUAUAUGGAAAAUUGAUGACGAGGAAUUGUUACAAAAGUAUGCUCCUUUCAAAAAAGGUGGUAAAAUAUUAUACAAAAAUACUCCUUAUUAUAUUAGUUGGAAUUAUAAUGUUAGAGAGCUGUACUACUCUGCACCUUCUGAUGCUGUAUUAUGUGUUCAACGUACAAACAAAAAACAUGUUGUAGAAUUUUACAAAGAUAAAAUUAAGAUAGAUCCUAAAAUUGAAGAGGCUUUUAAAAAUGUAAUAGAAGAAGAAUCAGUUGAAAUAGCAAAUAAAAAUUUGGAAUACAAGUGCCCAAUUCAAUCACCAUUGAAAAUUAAUCACAUUGGUUAA